AUGAUGUGUCCACAAUCUCAGAGUGAUACCGAACAUGAGACUAUGGUAUCGGAGCUUUCUCUAGACUCUGUAUUCAUCAUCAUGGAAUUUCUUCCAGUGUCUGAUAUUUAUCACAUGCUGCUUGUUUGUAAAUCGUGGAAUCGGUUAGAAAAAUUUGAAAUAUUUUGGAAACAAAUUUUAUCUCAUUAUGUAAAGAGCCAUCAAAAGAAUUAUGAAUUAUUAUUGAACAACAGUCCUACUAAACACCAUUCCGACGUUUACAAAGUUUUAAUCGCUCAAUGUAAAAAAUUCCAUGAAAUGCAUAUCGUGAAAGAAAAGGCGGUAAAUAGAGAAAAAUUUAAACAGUAUAUGGAAAAAGAUGAAGAAUCAGAAAUGGGAAGAUCUAUUACAUUUGGCUGCCGUUUUAAGAAAUUGUUUACUUCAGCUGUUGUUGCCGAGUUCAGCACCACAAUAUCAAGAUCAUGGAGUAACAUAAUAAUGAAUAAUUAUCCAUCACAAUUAGUACAAUGCCUGAACGGAAAGGUAGAUACUGGAACUGUGUGUGAUAUUCUAUUCAAGACCAUUGAAAAAGUGGUUGCAAAUAAGAAUGGUAUACUUUAUGACAUUCUCAGAAAUAAGCAUUUAGACGCAAUUACCACUUACAUAUUUCACCAUUUGGACUCCUUACAGGUCGUUGAUAUUGAUCUUGAGAGAUUUUUUACAAGAUACAAUCCUAUAUUGACAGAUGAGCAUUUAUUGUUGUACUUUUCUAACAUGUUUUAUGUACGUCCAUCAAGUUAUGAGAUUUUUAAAGAUUACAUUAGCCAAUCUGGCAAUUUUGAGAACACUACACGGCUGAAACCCAAUGAACAGUAUUACAGAAAAGGGUUUUUGAACAGCUUAAUAAGGGAAUGUUUUCAACGAUUUAACUUUGACGCUGCAAGAUUAACAAAAAACCUUUUUAUUCAACUAUGCAACAAUGCAAAUGCUUGGAAAGAUUACAUUGACGCUUUGGAAAGUAGAAUUAGUGCUAUUGAUACGCUCUCUUAUUCGGGAUAUACAGACCUUGAAUUAUGUUCCAAAGCGAUAGUUGACUACAUUGACGUGAUGGAAAUUGAACAUUUUGAUGUACAAAAACUUGGGCGUAACGCUAGACCUAUCUUGGCCAUUCCUCAUUUUGUUGACAUUUGUGAUACAAUUUUCAUUCCUAGAGGCUUGCUCAACCAUGAUGAUUUAUUAUUCAUAUUCCAUUAUUACGGUUGUCUGUAUCCUCAUAUUGCAAAAUAUUGCAUGGGAAAAGCCAACAUAGAUAUUUAUAGCGUUGCCCAUGACGAAACCAACAAUAAGAAUAUCAACAUGAUACGAAAUUAUAUUUGCACCUACGCAAGCUAUUCAGCUGAAAAGGUUUUAGGAUAUUUGUUUACAGAAUUUGGAUAUCAGAAUAUUGAUCUAACCAAGUUAGCUCAACAAAUUUCUCCGAACAAUCCAGAACUAGAAAUUGCUGUUAUGCGCCAAUCUAUGCAAACGACGAUUCAACGUCAAUUUUCGUAUGAUGAGGUAGUAGAGAGUGUUAAGCUUUUAAUGACUCGUGUAGUUUCUAUGGAUUUUGACGUUUCAUUCAUCCACCAAGUGAGCGUGAACACUAGAAACAGCUAUUUUAAUUACUAUUACACUCAUGUGAUGGAAAUGAGUAAGGCAUUGGAGUAUUUAUUGGAUCAUGUUUUGGUGGGAGCAUUCCCUUUUCUCAAUACGUACAGCCACUCUUGUCACGCGAUGAAAUGCAAAGCAUUACUGAUGUUCCAGCUUCUUUUUCACAUUAUGCUAUCACAAGUGAUGAGUAUAUGGUUGGUGUAUAUUUAUAUGCGACCAAGCUCAUUGCAGAGUUAA
Molecule: messenger RNA, 1866 nt
Organism: Naegleria lovaniensis
Lineage: Eukaryota; Heterolobosea; Eutetramitea; Acrasida; Naegleriidae
Exons: 1
Coding region: 1-1866 (621 amino acids)
Molecular function (GO): protein binding
Source: RefSeq, a predicted model, not a curated record